UUUCCCCUCCCCCUUUCCCAUUCCUUUCUACCUCAUACCUUUCGUCUAGUUGACACGGCAGUGGAGAGCUACUCCUGUCGUCUAGAUUAUCAUGGCUACCCCCGAUGCUCAUCACCUCUUCCAUAACCCAAUUGCCGAUCACUCUUUCUCAUCUGACAAGUCAACCCUUGCAGUUGCCCGGGAUAGCAACGUGGAGCUCUAUCAGAAGUCAGACAACAAGUUCUCUUUGACCGAUGAGCUUAAGGGUCAUGAGAAGACGGUGACUGGGGUAGAUAUUGCCCCCAAUAGUGGCCGUAUCGUCACCUGUUCGCAGGAUCGCAACGCCUACGUUUGGGAACGGACUGCCUCGGGGUGGAAACCGACGCUUGUUCUUCUCCGGAUUAAUAGGGCGGCUACUUUCGUGCGGUGGUCACCAUCUGAGCAGAAAUUUGCUGUUGGAUCCGGUGCCCGCGUGAUUGCGGUAUGCUACUUUGAGGAAGAGAAUGACUGGUGGAUCUCGAAGCACCUGAAGAAGCCCAUCCGGAGCACUAUUACUACUCUUGCCUGGCAUCCAAACUCUGUCCUCCUGGCUGCGGGCUCGACUGAUUCUCACGCCCGGGUCCUCUCUAGCUUCAUCAAGGGCGUCGAUACACGUCCUGAGCCGAGCGCCUGGGGUGAACGCCUGCCAUUUAACACAAUCUGUGGCGAAUACCUGAAUGAUUCAGCGGGUUGGAUCCAGGGAUUAUCCUUCUCUCCAAGUGGGGACGCGCUUGCCUUUACUGGUCAUGACAGCAGCGUCACUGUCGUAUACCCGAGUGCGCCUGACCAGCCCCCUCGGGCGAUGUUGAAUAUCGCUACUCGCCUUCUACCAUUCAACAGCCUGAUCUGGAACGGUGAAAAUGAGAUCAUUGCUGCAGGCCACGAUUGCGAACCGUACCGUCUUCGUGGUAAUGAGAGUGGAUGGCAGCUCACCGGGACCAUCGAGAGCAAGGAAGGACCAGGUGCUGGGAGUGCUCGCGAAGAGUCUGCUCUUCACAUGUUUCGCCAAAUGGAUCUCAAAGGACAAACCCAAGCCGAUACCCAACUUAAGACCACGCACCAAAAUACCAUUAGCACGGUUAGGGUCUACGAAGAGGCCAAUGGUGUUGUGUGUCAAUUUAGCAAUACUGUCAAAGACAAUGAAAAGGAUCUCAGCGCUAUGAUAGCUUUCUAUGCAGCUUGCUUUCUGUCCCCCUUCAUCCUCACCUGCUUCUCCCUUAUCUUCCCGGUUCGUGCAUUCGUUCGUCAUGAAGCGGACCGGAUACUUCCUAUUCAAAUCCUACGUCCUGUUCCCCAGGGGCUAUAUGACUCACUGGAAGAGCUUGCGCGCGUGGUUGAUGUCUCUUAUUGUGUUGGCAGCACGGGGCUUCAAAAGCCCUUUGAAUGCCUGAGUCACUGUGGGGACCUCAGGGGGUUUGAACUAUUAACCACAUGGAAUACUGGCCCAUUCCUUUCGGAUUCCUGUGGCUACAUCGCACUCUCCCACCCGCCGUCCCCUAACCGCAUCAUCGUUGCCUUCCGCGGUACCUACUCCAUCGCAAACACCAUUGUUGAUCUGUCAGCCUACCCACAAACUUAUGUGCCAUACAAAACAGGAACCGAGAAUGGUGGCGAAGGACCGCGAUGCCACAAUUGUACUGUUCAUGCGGGGUUCAUGACUUCCUGGCUGAACACGCGUUCGAUUAUCCUCGACCAUGUCGCGGCAGCAAGGGAGCAAUACACUGACUACGAGCUGGUUCUAGUCGGCCACUCGCUGGGUGGGGCAGUUGCUGCGCUGGCUGGGAUCGAGAUGCAGCUGCGCGGCUGGGAACCUACGGUGACAACGUUUGGGGAACCGAAGGUUGGAAAUAAGGGCUUUGCCGAGUUUCUCACCAGGUUGUUUCGGCUGGAGGGCGCAGCGGGGGACGUCUCGGGUCAAAAAUGGCAGUUUCGCAGAGUCACGCAUGCUCGUGAUCCUAUACCCCUUCUGCCGAUGGAGGAAUGGGGGUAUGUGAUGCAUGCGGGGGAAAUUUUCAUCUCCAAAGAAGAUCUUCCACCGUCCGUGGACGAUGUUCAUUUCUGUGAGGGCCCAAACGAUGAACGAUGCAUAUCUGGAGCGGAAGGGGAAAGGGCCUUAGCUAUCGCUCUCUAUGAAACAGUCUCUCUGGCCACGCAUGCGAAAGCACGCGCUGAUCGGACUCACGCUGAUCGGACUUGCGCUAAUCCUACCAAGCAACAGGCCCUGUCGAGCGGACAUCAACAGCCUCUGCACAUACAGGAUGCGGAUGCCCAGCACAGGGGCUUGUUUGGCCUACCAUGGCAUCUCAUCCCUACUAAAUACCGGCUGUGGGAGCUCUUCUUCUCCCAUCGAGACUACUUCUGGCGGGUUGGGCUUUGCAUCCCUGGUGGAGACCAAACGGGUAAGGGGUGGUAGAUCUAUCCGAUCCGAGUGGCAGGUGCUCUUCGCAUCUCAGAAGUAUCAUGUGCGUCAUAUAGGGGUGUGUGGCAGUCAUUGCAGGCAACCGUAGGCGUUGGGCCUCCUAGAUGGAUUGAGAUCCUUUAAUCUGCUUUCACCUUGUACAUGGAGCAAUGCAGGUCUAGCUUAGGGAAGCGAUAAUCAACGAAAUACACCAUGCAAUCUACUUGUCCUAAUCCCACCUCCGCUCAACCAGAUGGCCAGCCUAUGAGUACAUACCAGAGAGCGCAAGGGCCCCAAACCAUCUGCAAGCCAUCUGCAAACCAGUCAGAAUAACAUAUCAUGCAUGACCUGCGGGGUUACGGAGCCCACUCAGGAGUGAACGCACCCCACCCCACCACCAAC
Aspergillus sclerotioniger CBS 115572 is the source of this 2818-nucleotide messenger RNA. RefSeq names its product putative actin-related protein 2/3 complex subunit 1A. The coding region runs from base 92 to 2431 and encodes 779 amino acids. Gene Ontology annotation, biological process: Arp2/3 complex-mediated actin nucleation; lipid metabolic process. Gene Ontology annotation, molecular function: actin filament binding. The transcript has 5 exons. Gene Ontology annotation, cellular component: actin cytoskeleton; Arp2/3 protein complex. The record is from RefSeq and is a predicted model, not a curated record. NCBI's taxonomy places the organism in Eukaryota, Fungi, Ascomycota, Eurotiomycetes, Eurotiales, Aspergillaceae.